CACAGUUUAGAAACAACAGGGUGAUUACGGUGGCCGAGAAAACCAUACGUAAACAAUCAAUCACAAACUAUUUCAGUAAAUGGAAUCUACGUUAAAUAACAAAGGGCAAUGGAGGAUAUAUGCCGAGUUUGCUUGGGAAGCCGCGAUGGCAUGGUCAACAUAUUCGAAGGCACACCAGGACUGGGUCCUUCAAUUCCGGUCAUGAUUGCCCAGUGGUCCGGCUACGAGGUUGUGAAAGGCGACUCCCUACCGGAACUCAUAUGCCCAAGCUGCCUGGAGGAUGCGCACAUUGAAUUCUAUAAGCAGCAGACCUCCAAGAUAGGCCACCAAUUCCUGUCCCAAGUUAAAGUGGAAGACACCGAGGAGGACUCGCAGUAUGAGUUUUGGAAGGUUUCAAACUACGCGACUGGAAAAUCAAAUUCUAGUCAAAAGAUAGAUUGCCCAGAUAAUCUAAAAGAAGAAGAUUCAUAUUUAACUGAUGAAAGGAAUGGACAUCAAUUCCAUCAUCUGCAAAAGUUCAGUGAAACUGUUCAAUCAGAUGACUAUUUUAAAGACGAUGAAAAUAGCGAAAUAUCAGUCGGCGAAAAUUUUCAAUCCGAUUCAGAUAUUAGAGAAGAUAAACCUACUGCACCUGAUCUAUCUAACUGCCACAUUCAAGAGGACAACUUCGGAGAUGAAGUUACAUCAGAAGACGAAAUUGAUAAAGCCGAUGGAGAGCUCAAAUGUGUUGUUAAGACUGAUGAUUCAGAACCUUGUAUACCAAAGACGUUUUUAUUGCGUGACGACAAUCAUGAACGACCCCACAAUUGUUUCCAAUGUGGAAAAUCCUUUGCGCGCUACUGUAGUUAUAAGAACCACCUCAGGACUCACGCCAAAGAAGACAUUGACUCUCCUACAGACCAUAAUCAACAUAUUGACACAUUUCAAAAGACAAAAAAACCUCAAGAUCAGAAUAGAUCACCUUCUAAACGGCACGACCGUGUUAAAUCGGCUGGCCGUAAAUAUACGUGCACAUAUUGCCCUAAAUUUUUAUUGGGAAAAAGUGCUCUUGCAAAACAUUUGCGUGUCCACACGGGAGAACGUCCGUACAAAUGUAGUCUUUGUCCGAAGGCAUAUAAGCAAAACAUAGAUCUAAAGCGACACAUUGUUUCUCACACCACGAGAAAACAAUUCAAGUGUAAUCUAUGCGAAAGUACUUUCUUUAGUAACACCACCUAUGAGUUGCACAUGCGGAAACAUGAGGGAGUAGUGCCGUAUAAAUGUGACAUAUGCCAAAGAGUUUUUAAGUUUUAUACUGAUCUAAAGAUACACAUCCAAUCUCACAACGACGAACUACCAUACUCAUGCAGUCGAUGUUCCCGGGCUUAUAAGAAAUCAAACGAUCUUAGAAUACAUUUAUUGACACACGACCAGGAUGCUCAGACUGACAUAAAAGUUCGGAAUUUCAAAGAAGUUAAAUGUACUCAUUGUCACAAGAAGUUUGCGAAUAAACAUAGAUUACAGGUGCAUACCAGGAUACACACUGGAGUCGAGCCGUAUAGAUGUGAUAUCUGCAAAAAGACCUUCAAGUAUGCUACAUCACUGAAAGUGCACACUAUAACUCACACAGGCAAACGACCCUUCGAGUGCGACUACUGUUCAAAGGCUUUUGGUCAACAAAUCGAUUUAUAUCGCCACAUCCGGAUCCACACGAGGGAAAGACCCCACAAGUGUAACCAGUGCGAGAGCGCCUUUAUGAGACACUCUCGCCUCAAAGCACACCUUCUUGUGCACUCGGAGGAAAGGCCGCAUAAGUGCACCCAAUGCCAAAAGCGAUUCAAGGUGUCGUCAAGUCUUAGUCGGCACAUGAGGACUCACACGGGCGAGAAACCCUAUAAGUGUGAUCAUUGUCCGAAAGCUUUCGCAGAUGCCAGAACUCUUAGGAACCACAUCCAGAAUCAUUUGGGAAAAUAACUUUGAAUUACGACCCGUGGUUCCUAUGUUGCAUGUAUUCCUAUGUGAAUGUAAAUAAAAUGUUCCACGAGUUAGAUAGCUGGUAACUAAAUAAAUAUAAUAUAUUUACACGUGAUAUUGAGUUUUUUAAUUCAACGAAAUAAUUUAUGUUUUUUCCAAAAUAAAAUACAAAAAAAUAUCAAACAAAAUGAAAUGGUAUAUUAAUUUCUUACAAGCUCUAUUAUAUUUGAUAAGCUUUUCAUACUAGGAUUUCAAUAAUUUUGGAGAAAGCGAUUGCUAUGCAUCGAUAAGUGGCCGAUUUUAAGAAAAUAUCGUGACAGUUCGAUUACAAACGAAUGACAUUUCUGGAACAGGGUCGAUUCUUAUACUUCUUAAAAUAAGUUCAGAGGUAAAAUAGCACCGUUUUCGCCUAUAUUUUAAGUUAUUUUAUUAAUUACCGUUUCUAUUUAAGAGACAUGGAAGCUAUAUGCCGCGUUUGCUUGUCGGACUACGACGAACUGGUCAAUAUAUUCGAUGAAAUGCCAGGACCUGGACCCUCGAUUCCGGAUAUGAUUGCCCAGUGGUCCAAGUAUCCAGUUUUUAAAGGCGACUUUCUUCCCGAACAUAUUUGUCCAACUUGUCUGGAAGAUGUGAAGACUAAAUACAAGGUGCCAAUGACCUUAAAUUCUCCAAGGAUCGAACCUGCUGUUUUUGAUGAUACCGAAGAAUCAAAUUACCAUGCUCAAGAGAACGAACCACGCGUAGGCUACUUAUUUCAAAACUAUUGCUCUAGUCAGCAAACUAAGGAUGCGCUUGGGGACCAUAUUGAUUCGAAUUCGAAUGACAAGAAAGACACUUGUGUAAAACAACAUAAAUGUAAUGACUGCUUAAAGGCCUUUCGGUUCAAAAACCAACUUACAAUGCACAUUCGGACUCAUACGAGAGAGGGGCCGUACCAGUGUCCACUCUGCUACUGUGCGUUUAAGCAAAAACACCAUCUCCUACGACAAGUGAUCGAUCACACAAGGAAGGACCAUACAAAUGCUUUAUAUGCCAAAGGGCCUUUGAGAGACAAUCUCUUCUCGAAACUCAAAAUUGAAUUCACUACUGAUCUGUGCGUGGAAAAUGGAAUUCAAACAUGCCCUCCUAUUCCACACAACACUCUGUGAUUUAAUAUAUAUAUAAUAUAUAGUAUAAUAUAAAUAAAUAUAAAUAAAUACUCAAAAUCGCAUAAGAUUUAUUGUUCGAUAACAUUUAAACUAGUUUUCAUACUCGACAUUUGCUUUAAAAUUCAACAAAAUUAAAA
Drosophila sechellia is the source of this 3238-nucleotide messenger RNA. RefSeq names its product zinc finger protein 2 homolog. Gene Ontology annotation, cellular component: nucleus. Gene Ontology annotation, biological process: regulation of transcription by RNA polymerase II. Gene Ontology annotation, molecular function: RNA polymerase II cis-regulatory region sequence-specific DNA binding; DNA-binding transcription activator activity, RNA polymerase II-specific; zinc ion binding. The transcript has 3 exons. The record is from RefSeq and is a predicted model, not a curated record. Lineage: Eukaryota; Metazoa; Arthropoda; Insecta; Diptera; Drosophilidae. The coding region runs from base 109 to 1953 and encodes 614 amino acids.